AUGUCGCUGGGGGAUGAAGUGUUGGAGGGUAUAACAAACCCACACGAUUCCAUUCUCCCUACCGAGGGGCUGGGGUGUGCCUCAGAGGGAGUGCAAGAUACUGAGGUAGUGGCUCCCUCUUCUGCUGCUGGGACAGGUACGUCAAAGAUGCGUAGCCUUGCUGCUGGACAGGUGGACCGCGCAGUGGCUGCUGCGCUGCCAAACGGCAUGCACGUUUCCAAAGACGCUCGGAUCGCGUUUCAGAAAGCAGCCACUGUGUUCCUAAUGUAUCUCUCAUGUCUUGCGGACGAUGAGCGAUCCGGGGAGUCGAAGAAACGCGUGACACUUUGUGCACAAGAUAUAAAAGGAGCUUUGAAGGCUGCUGGCAUGGGGCAUUUGGUGCCGUUGCUAAGCAUCGGACACAUGAAGAGAGGACGCUCUGAUGAUCAUUCAUUGCUCUAG
This is a messenger RNA of Trypanosoma grayi, 441 nucleotides long. RefSeq lists its product as hypothetical. The record is from RefSeq and is a predicted model, not a curated record. NCBI's taxonomy places the organism in Eukaryota, Euglenozoa, Kinetoplastea, Trypanosomatida, Trypanosomatidae. Gene Ontology annotation, molecular function: protein heterodimerization activity. The transcript has a single exon. The coding region runs from base 1 to 441 and encodes 146 amino acids.